GGAUCUGCCGUCUGUGUUGCUGAUGGCGGAACCGGACGGUGUGUGCAGAUAGCUACCUUUUAAUUUUUUUUUAUGAAAAGUAUUUAUACCACAAGGGUUCUUGGAAUAUUUUAACCAGGCGUUGUUCGAAUGCAACAUUAUUAUUUUAUAAUUAACUAAUGUGCUAUUUAAUGUGCGUUUUUGUACAGUAUUUAUGUGUUAGCAAAUAGCUCCGUUAGCAUCUUUGUUGGAGAGAAGGCCUAGCGGAAAACACCGCUUGUCGAUUUUAACAAAAGCCGCGUCACCCUCCCCUUCCUCCGCCUGUUCGGAUGCCGGUGAAUCGUAACCUUUUGAAGAUGGCUGGAUAAACGUAUGGAGUGUGGAUUCAUAUUUUGGGAUUAAACCAAGGACAGUUACAUCGUUGAUGGACUUUUAAAUCCGGUGGAGUUGAGAAACCUUCAGAGAUCUGCAUCGGGAGAAUUAGGGACCACAAAGGAAGAUGUCCAACGGCGCAGCGGGCAGUGGGGGUUUAACCUGGGUGACCCUCUUUGAAAAAAACAAUGCCGCCAAAAAGGAGGAGGCCGCGGCGAACGGCGGCAAGAGCGAGUCCACCAAGAAGGAGGGCUCCAAGAAGAUGACGGUGGAGCGCGUGUACCAGAAGAAGACGCAGCUGGAGCACAUCCUGCUCCGCCCGGACACCUACAUCGGCUCGGUGGAGCCCGUCACACAGCAAUUGUGGGUGUUUGAUGAAGAUGUCGGGAUGAACCUGCGAGAAAUCACAUAUGUCCCUGGACUCUACAAAAUCUUUGAUGAAAUUCUUGUAAAUGCAGCCGACAACAAACAAAGAGACAAGCAUAUGACCACCAUAAAGAUCAACAUUGAUCCCGAAUCCAACACCAUCUCCGUGUGGAACAACGGCAAAGGCAUCCCCGUGGUGGAGCACAAGGACGAGAAGAUGUACGUCCCGGCCCUCAUCUUCGGCCAUCUCCUCACCUCCAGCAACUACGACGACGAGCAGAAGAAGGUCACAGGUGGGCGCAACGGCUACGGGGCCAAACUCUGCAACAUCUUCAGCACCAAGUUCACAGUGGAGACGGCCUGCAAGGAGUACAAGCAUAGCUUCAAACAGACCUGGCAGAACAACAUGACCAAGACGGCGGAGCCCAAGAUCAAGCACUUUGACAGCGAGGACUUCACCAACGUGACCUUCCAGCCCGACCUGUCCAAGUUCAACAUGGAGAAGCUGGACAAGGACAUUGUGGCGCUGCUGACCCGCCGCGCGUACGACAUCGCCGGCUCCUGUCGAGGGGUCAAGGUCGUGCUGAACGGGAAGAAGCUGCCGGUGACGGGCUUCCGCAGCUACGUGGACCUGUACGUGAAGGACAAGCUGGACGAGACGGGCGUGGCACUGAAGGUGGUGAACGAGUCGGUGAGCGACCGCUGGGAGGUGGGCCUGGCCAUGAGCGAGAAGGGCUUCCAGCAGGUCAGCUUCGUCAACAGCAUCGCCACCACCAAGGGCGGGAGACACAUCGACUACGUGGUGGACCAGAUUGUGUCCAAGCUCAUCGAGGUGGUGAAGAAGAAGAACAAGGCUGGGGUCUCGGUCAAGCCCUUCCAGGUGAAGAACCACAUCUGGGUGUUUGUGAACGCACUGAUCGAGAACCCCACAUUCGACUCUCAGACCAAGGAGAACAUGACGCUGCAGACCAAGAGCUUCGGCUCCAAGUGCCUUCUGUCUGAGAAGUUCAUCCGGGCGGCCACCAACUGUGGCAUCGUGGAGAGCAUCCUGAACUGGGUGAAGUUCAAGGCCCAGACCCAGCUCAACAAGAAGUGCUCGUCCGUCAAGUACAGCAAGAUCAAAGGCAUCCCCAAGCUGGACGAUGCCAACGACGCAGGCGGCAGACACUCGUCAGAAUGCACGCUCAUCCUGACGGAGGGAGACUCUGCCAAGUCGUUGGCGGUCUCAGGGCUGGGGGUCAUCGGACGCGACCGCUAUGGGGUCUUCCCCCUCCGAGGGAAGAUCCUCAAUGUGCGAGAGGCCUCGCACAAACAGAUCAUGGAGAACGCUGAGAUCAACAACAUCAUCAAGAUCGUGGGGCUGCAGUACAAGAAGAGCUACGAGGACCCCGAGUCUCUCAAGUCCCUGCGCUACGGCAAGAUCAUGAUCAUGACGGAUCAGGAUCAAGAUGGCUCCCACAUCAAAGGAUUGCUGAUCAACUUCUUCCACCACAACUGGCCGUCCCUCCUCAAGCACACCUUCCUGGAGGAGUUCAUCACCCCCAUCGUCAAGGUGAGCAAGAACAAGGUGGAUCUGGCCUUUUACAGCAUUCCCGAGUUUGACGAGUGGAAGCAAAACACAGAAAACUACAAAACCUGGCAUAUAAAGUACUACAAAGGUCUGGGGACCAGCACGAGCAAAGAGGCCAAGGAGUACUUCUCAGAGAUGGAGCGGCACCGCAUCAUGUUCCGAUACGGCGGCACGGAGGACGACUCGGCCAUCACUCUGGCCUUCAGCAAGAAGAAGACGGACGACCGCAAGGAGUGGCUGACCAACUUCAUGGAGGACCGCCGCCAGCGCCGGUUGCACGGCCUGCCUGAGCAAUACCUGUACGGAACGCAGACCAGGCACCUGUCCUACAACGACUUCAUCAACAAGGAGCUCAUCCUCUUCUCCAACUCGGACAACGAGAGGUCCCUGCCCUCCCUGGUGGACGGUCUCAAGCCGGGCCAGAGGAAGGUGCUCUUCACCUGCAUGAAGAGGAACGACAAGAGGGAGGUGAAGGUUGCCCAGCUGGCUGGCUCCGUGGCAGAGAUGUCUGCCUACCAUCAUGGAGAGCAAACCCUCAUGAUGACCAUCGUGAACCUGGCGCAGAACUUUGUGGGCAGCAACAACGUCAACAUCCUCCAGCCCCUGGGACAGUUCGGUACCCGCAUCAACGGGGGCAAGGAUGCUGCUAGCCCCCGUUACAUCUUCACCAUGCUCAGCCCCCUGGCCAGGCUGCUGUUCCCGGCCGUGGACUCCAACCUGCUCAAGUUCCUGUACGACGACAACCAGAAGGUGGAGCCCGAGUGGUACAUCCCCAUCAUCCCCAUGGUGCUGGUGAACGGGGCGGAGGGCAUCGGCACCGGCUGGGCCUGCAAGCUGCCCAACUACGACCCCCGCGAGAUCGUCAACAACAUCUACCGCAUGCUCAGCCACCAGGACCCCCUGCCUAUGCUCCCCAGGUACAAGAACUUCAAAGGAGUGAUCCACGAGCUGGGGCAGAACCAGUACCUGGUCAGUGGAGAGAUCUCCGUCAUCGACAAGAACACCGUCGAGAUCACCGAGCUGCCCGUCCGCACCUGGACUCAGGCCUACAAGGAGUCGGUCCUGGAGCCCAUGCUGCAGGGCACGGACAAGACCCCCGCCCUGAUCAACGACUACAAGGAGUACCACACGGACUCCACCGUCAAGUUCCUGGUGCGCAUGUCGGAGGAGAAGCUGAUCCAGGCCGAGGCGGCCGGGCUGCACAAGGUCUUCAAGCUGCAGUCGUCCCUGACCUGCAACUCCAUGGUGCUGUUCGACCACAUGGGCUGUCUGAAGCGCUACGACUCGGUGCACGACAUCCUGCGGGAGUUCUUCACGCUGCGCCUGCAGUACUACAAGCUGAGGAAGGACUGGCUGCUGGGCAGCCUGGGGGCCGACGCCGCCAAGCUGUCCAACCAGGCCCGCUUCGUCCUGGAGAAGAUCGAGGGCAAGGUCGUCAUCGAGAACAAGUCGAAGCGGGAGCUGAUCCGGAUGCUGGUGCAGAAGGGCUACGAGUCUGACCCGGUGGUGGCCUGGACCAAGGCCCAGGAGAAGGCCUUGGAGGAGGACGAGCGCGACGGCAACGACAGCGACGCCUCCGGGGACUCGGGCUCCACGUCGGGGCCCAACUUCAACUACAUCCUCAACAUGCCGCUGUGGUGCCUGACCAAGGAGAAGGUGGAGGAGCUGCUCCGGCAGCGCGACCUCAAGACGGGGGAGCUGAACGGUCUGGAGAGGAAGUCGUCUGAGGAUCUGUGGAAGGAGGACCUGGCGGUGUUCAUCGAGCAGCUGGACAGCGUGGAGGCACAGGAGCGGGACGAGCAGAAUAUGGGCCGGGCCACCAAGCUGGUGAAGGGCAAGGUGGGCAAGCCCAAGGUGAAGAAGAUCCACCUGGAGGAGACGCUGCCCUCGCCCUACGGCCGGCGCGUGGAGCCGCCCAGCCAGCCCAUGAAGGCCGACACGGCCAAGAAGCUCAUCAAGAGGAAGAAGGGCGACACCGACGUGGUGGUGAAGAUGGAGUUUGACGAGGACGGAGAGGGAGCUUCCAAGGAGAACUCUCUGAACUCGCCGUCGUCUGGCCCCGCCGCCUCGACGCCCGCCAGCGCGGCCAAGCCCAAGACGCCCCGCGUGAAGAGGGAGAAGAAGGAGCCAGGAGCCCCCCGGGUGAGGAAGACCCCGGUGCCCAAGGGCACGCCCACCAAGAAGGUGAAGAAGAGGAACCCCUGGUCGGACGAGGAGUCGGAGAAGUCGGAGAGCGAGCUGGAUGAGAGCGAGUUCGUCGUCCCCCGAGAGACCAAGUCCCAGAGGGCCUCCGCCUCCAAGGCCAAGUACACCUUUGACUUCUCGGAGGAGGAGGACGAUGACGAGGAGAACGGCGAGGACAACGGGGCCCGCUCGCCCGCCAGGUCCUACAUGGAGGACGCGGACCCCCCCGAGGGCAAGGCCAGCGACGAGGACCCCGACGACCAGGACACCCCCCCCUCGCCCCCCAAACACACUCCAGCGCCGGCAGCUGCACCACAGGAGAGGGACUCGGCCAGCAUCUUCCCCUCCAAGGCCUUCUCAGAGAAGAGCAACGACAGUGACGGCUCUAAGUCAGACAGUGAUGGUGGCGUGCGGCCGGGGGCCUUCUCCUCUCUCUCCGGCGGCUCGGCGCUCGAGAAGACGCCCCCCGCUAAGAAAGCAGCCAGGAAGCCCUCAGAAGCGGCCCCCAGGGCGAGGAAACCAGCAGCACCCAAAGACAAGAAACCAGACAAGUCUGUGUGGGACUCGGACUCAGACACGCCGUCCAAGAAGCCUUCACCAGCACUUAAAGGCAAAGGCCGAGGGAGGAAGAGGAAGGACUCCGGCUCCGAGGACGGGGACUACGGCUCGACGAAGAAGCCGAAGGCCGCGUCGGGCAAGAAAUCCAAAAAGGCGUUGUCGUCGGAGUCGUCGGACGAGGACGAGGACCCGCUGGUCAGCACGCCGCUGGCGGCCCGCGUGGAGGCCCGGGCCCGGGCCGAGGCCCUUUCGCGGGACCGUCCCGAGGCCCUGUCGAGGGACCGUCCCGGCCGCGCCAAGAAGGAGGUCAACUACUUCGCCGAGCUGGACGACGACGAUGAGGACGACGGCAUGUUCGACUAGCCGACCUCCCCUCCCCCCUCCCUCACCCCCCCCCCCCCCCCCCCCCACACACACGCAUUACCGCCCCUCUCCGACCCCCAGACCCCCCCCCAUGUGCCCAGACUUUUGUACAUUUCCCUCCCGGUUUCAUUUGUUACUUGACUCUUUGUGUUCUUUUAAUGGUGUCGAUGUUAUUUCUUUUUUACCGUGUAGGUGUUUUACACUUUUAUUAUAUACAUAUGCAGUUGUUUUUUUAAUUAAUCUUAUUCUCAUGAAGUGUUGUGUAUCGUAUGGAGCAGCUGUAGAAUCGUAGACCUGUAGUAAGAGUCAUCUGUACCUUUUGACAUGAACUUGAAAGUAAACAACGAAAUGGAAGAACA
Molecule: messenger RNA, 5751 nt
Organism: Gadus morhua (Atlantic cod)
Lineage: Eukaryota; Metazoa; Chordata; Actinopteri; Gadiformes; Gadidae
Gene: top2b
Product: DNA topoisomerase II beta
Exons: 36
Coding region: 479-5392 (1637 amino acids)
Biological process (GO): resolution of meiotic recombination intermediates; sister chromatid segregation; DNA topological change
Cellular component (GO): nucleus
Molecular function (GO): DNA binding; DNA topoisomerase type II (double strand cut, ATP-hydrolyzing) activity; ATP binding
Source: RefSeq, a predicted model, not a curated record